AUGGAUAAUCUCAAUAUCUAUGUUCUUACAGCAAAUUGUGCAAGAACUGUCAUUGAUGUUGACUUGUUUUCUAAACAUAUCUUCGAUGCGCUCCCCACCUCCGAUGUGACCUUCUCGCCCGCGCUCAUUGCGCUCUCGUUACAAGAAAUAGCUCCGAUCGCCUAUUCCUUUCUGGGCGAGUCUUAUCUAGAUCCUUACUUUGACGCCUUCAACCAGGCUGUCAAACAGGCCACCUCAAAAAGGUGGAGGCAGCCUUAUGUCAACGUGGUCCAGGAUCAUACUGGCAUGACAGCUCUGAUGGUCUUCGCACGUGCUGACGUCACCGACCAGAUUUCAUGGAUUGACAACGCACACGUCGGUUUUGGAGUACAAGAGAUGGGGAACAAGGGCGCAGUCGGCGCACGCUUGGGCUAUAUGAUCAAGGGCCAGAAAAAUACCGUGGAUGUGACUUUUGUUGCUGCGCACCUUGCGCCAAUGGAAGAUGCCUUGGAACAACGAAACCUCGAUUGGAAAAGUAUUGUUGAACGACUAGUAUUUUCACAGGAGGGAUCAGAUUGGCAAAAUCAAAAUGGUUUCGACGGAGAAGCACUAGAUGAGGCUACUGUCCUGUUGCGUGACCAAGGACCAUCACAUCGCACAAAGGGUCGCCGAACCGAUCUCUUUGCUCCCAACGCGUACCUAUUCCUGGCUGGUGACCUCAACUACCGUACCUCAAGUAAAGGACCAGAGAAAGAGGAUGUCGCACGUUUCCCUCGGCUUGGUGUAGACCGAAAUCAUUCCUCCCACUAUUCUAAUCUCUUCAGGGAAGAUCAGCUGAGGCGUGAGAUGCAGCAUGGCAGAAGCUUCCAUGGAUUAUCUGAAGCUCCAGUCGACUUCCCGCCCACUUACAAAUAUUCUGACGCGGCACGCAAGGCAGCACCACUCAAUCUGGAAAACGGACAGCCCGAGGCAGAAUCAGAAUGGAUAUGGUCUAAUCACCGAUGGCCUAGCUGGUGCGAUCGGAUCCUGUACCUAGACAGUCUACCCCGGACCGGAGAAGGGCGGGGAGUCAACCCUCAUGUGUACACUGCCCUCCCUCUUUUCCCGCAAUCAGACCACCGUCCUGUUGCGCUUUCUGUUUCAAUUCCUCUUAAUCCCUCACAUCUAUCCCCUGAAACAGAGCAAAGCGAUGUGAGAGCGAUGGCUCCGUUUGCAAUUGACCCCGGUUGGAAGUCUCGGAGAGAUGCCGCUCGGCGGAAAGAGGUUGUUGUUGGCUUGCUCGCGUACCUGGGUUUGACCUGGGAAGGAAACGGACUACUGUUUGCAUCAAUAUUGGUGACUCUUGGUGCAUGGGUAUCGUUUUCAUCGCUCUGGGAAGCCUAA
This is a messenger RNA of Penicillium taxi, 1362 nucleotides long. RefSeq names its product putative inositol 5-phosphatase. Gene Ontology annotation, biological process: phosphatidylinositol dephosphorylation. The transcript has a single exon. Lineage: Eukaryota; Fungi; Ascomycota; Eurotiomycetes; Eurotiales; Aspergillaceae. The coding region runs from base 1 to 1362 and encodes 453 amino acids. Gene Ontology annotation, molecular function: phosphatidylinositol-4,5-bisphosphate 5-phosphatase activity. The record is from RefSeq and is a predicted model, not a curated record.